AUGUGCAUCGAGACAAACGUUCAGGAGGCUCCUCAAAUGUCAUCCCCAUCAAGCGUUCCUCAGAUGACCUUUGAGUCGACUCAAAAGCCAGUCUGCAUCGACAUGUGCAUUGAGACAGGUGCUCUUGAGAGUCAUCCGAAGAAAAACAUAGCUCCCUGCGGCAGCAAUAUGCGUAUGGAAGAGGGUCAAGUUCGAGCUUCCUGCGGCAGGGAUAUGUGUAUGGAAGGGGGCCGGGUUCAAGCUUGGGACGACAGGAAGAACGAGGAGAGAGAGGGAGACGCGGCGAUGAGGGGAGAGGUGGAGAGAGAAGAGGAGAUGAGAGGAGGCAGGGAGAUGAAAGGGGCGGGAGGUGAGGGAGUAGAGCCGGAUGUGGUAGGAGACGGAGGGAAGGGGAGCAGAGGAGGCAUGGAUGGGCGUGGGAAUGAGGAUGGGCGGGUUCAGGCUGGGGAGAUGAGGGGAGAGGGGGGAGCAGCAGAAGCAGAUGAGAGUAGGGAAGGAUGGAGGAGAGAGGGUGGACCGGAAAGGGGUGGAUCCGAAUGGGGCGGAUGUGGGGGGGUGGAGGAAGAGGGGGAUACAGGAGGCGCAGCUUCUGCGCUGAUUGCUCUGGCUGCUGCUGCUGAGAUCAGCCGUCACUCCCCCUCCACCACCCUCUCACAACCUGUUUUUGAGGCGCCUCAAAAAGUCUCUGCUGUUGCUGAGAUCAGCCGUCACUCCCCCUCCACCACCCUGCCUGCCGCAUCAGCCCCGUCAGCCCCGUCAGCACCAUUAGGGGUAUCAGCAGCAUCAGCAGCAGUUGGGAAACCAGCGGGAAAGGCUGUACCUGGGGAUGCUGUACCUGGGGAGGCUGUACCUGGGGAGGCUGUACCUGGGGAGGCCGUACCUGGGGAGGCUGUUCUUGGGGAUGCUGUACCUGCGCAGGCUGUACAUGGGGAGGCUGUGGCUGGGGAGGCUGUAAUUGAGGAGGCUGUGACUGGGGAGGCGGAAGCUAAAAGAGGAGGAGAGAGGGGAGAAAACGGAGAGGGGGGGUUAGGAGGUGAAGGGGGAGCAGAAGGGCGGGGACUGGGAGAAGGUGGAGGAUUAGAGAGGGGAGCAAGAGAGGUUGGAGCAAUAGAGAGGGGAGCAAGAGGAGGGGGUGGAGCAGGAGGGUUAUCGGGAACAGGAGGCGGAUGCAGAGCGAGGAGUGACGGAUGGGGAAGAGAAGGAGCGUGGAGGCCGCAAGGGCAUGCGUUGCAAGGCUGGGGAGGGGCAGCAGGGCAGCCCGUGCAAGGCUGGGGGGGACUGGCCUUAGCCCCCCACAGCAGCACCCGUACACCCACAUCCGUCUCAGAGCCUCACAGCAACUCUCUGAGUGUGGCUCCUUCCUUUGAGGAGGGAGUGCCUUGUUUAAGAGAGAGUACGCCUUUUCCUGGAGGGAGUAUGGGCUGCUAUGGUCGCAUCCCUAUGGCUACUCCUCCUGCUGCUGGCUUCCUGUAUAAUGGGGCUCUGAGGGUGCCACGUGGCAUGCCACAAUGGAUGCCACGUGGAUCUCUGGCGCCCCUGGCGUCAGCUCCUGUGCUGCCACCUGGCACGCUGCCAGCGGUGCGUGUUGUGCCACCUGGCAUGCUGCCAGGUGGCAAAGACUGGGGGGAGCUGUGA
Closterium sp. Naga37s-1 is the source of this 1635-nucleotide messenger RNA. The record is from the annotation of a GenBank genome assembly. Lineage: Eukaryota; Viridiplantae; Streptophyta; Zygnematophyceae; Desmidiales; Closteriaceae.